CUUCUCACCGCCAGUAUAUAAGGAACGGCUGUCAUCAUCACACACACACGAGGACCUCCCUGACUCUCCUUCUCUUUCCUCCUCCUGUGUGUGUAUCUCUCUACUUUACUUCGUUCACGCCUCCUACACGAUCCAUCAUGAGGCUUUGUGUCAUGUUCUCGUGUUGCCUCAUCGUCUUGUUGGCUUUUGUCUAUUUCUCCGACGCCGCCAGCAACGACAAACCACGCUACUCUGAGACCGAGGAGGUUCGACGACCCAAGACCCCAAGGAACUCGAAAAAGUCCGAGGGCGCUAAGACCAAGAAAAGGCCCGGCAGUCCCAAGUCCGGUUUAUCUUCACAUAAGGUCGCCAAGGCCAAAUCUAAGGGAUGUCCCGGCCAGUGCAUCGAGUCCUCAGCAAAGUGUUCGAGUAAGAAGGUCCUGAAGAAUAAGUGUGACGAAGGCUACAAGUGCUGUCUAUCGGAUCAAGCUCGGGUGGAGAAGACCUACGCCAAGAGAAAAUGUCAGACCCUCGAAACCUGCAAUAAAUUGGUCGGGAAUUGUGAGGGAAAGAAGAAAGGAUGCGGAAGUAACCAAACCACUUACAAGAAUUCAAAGAAAUUGAAAUAUUGUUCCAACAAAUCCUGCGUCUGCUGUGUCGAUUCUACAUGUCCUACCAAAUGUACUAAGAAAGGAGGCGUCUGUCAAUCUCAGUCCAGUUUAUGUAAUGGUAAUCUGAAGAAGGGUAAAUCUUGGUGUGGAGGCAAGACCUGUGGGUGCUGCCUAGCUAAAGGGGCGUGCACUGCCAAGAACACAUGUAAAAAGGAGGGAGGUGUGUGCCAGCCGGCCUCCAGCGAGUGUGAUGGAGAACUGAAGAAGGACAGGAAGUACUGUAAGGGCAAGUCGUGUGGAUGCUGCGUGCCUAAGAAAGGUGAGGUGAUGCCCGCAGGUCAUCUUAUCUCUCAAGAUUUAAAUUUUAUUUCCUCUCUUUUUUGUUUUAGCAUCUUAACUUACGACUUUUUAGCCUAAGUAUUUUGUUUUUUAAGUAGAAGGUAAAGUAUUGUUUUCUAUUAAGUGGAAGUUUUAGUGAUACUUAGAAUGAUUGGUUUAUUUAAGGUUUAAUUAGUAUUUAGUUUUAGGUUUAUGUUACAAAUGAUAAUACAGGAGUUCAAAUUGUCCAUCUACAAUACAUUUACGCUACUGAUAAUAUUACAUAUGACUGCUACUAACGACAAUUUAGUGGUUAAUGCAAGAUACUAAUGGAUUUUUUUUUCAUAUUUCAGGGCAUAGUCUCGAAGCUGGGGUUUUUCCCGCUUAAUAUUUAAAGAAAAAAAGUUUGGGGUCGUCUUUCACAUUCAGCUGUUAACUGAAAUACGAUUUUAUUUUCUCCAGCGAGCCGUGUGUCAUAACUGAGCGUAAUUGGUUCCUUGACGCUUAAAUACGAUGGUUCAUUCUUUCGAUUUUUUUUUAUUCAGAAAAUACGUUCGUUUAUUAUCACUGGUCGAGACACCGAUUCAACUUUUUUUUUUUAAGGUCACAAACUGUAAAGAUUUUGUUUGUGUCUGUCUCAGUUGUUUGUGUCCUUGUCUGCAGUCUGCUUGUGUUUGUGUCCGUCCUUGUCCGUCUUGAGUUGCCUGUGUCCCUUGUCUGCCGUUCAUCAUUUGCUACAUAAGUCUGCGGCUGUUUUGGUUUCAGUGCGAGUGCUAACGCUGGUUAAGAGACCAGAGUGAGGGGUUAUCCAGUGUCUUGCAUAUGAACACAGUAAGACAUGAAACUUCAUAAUCUGGAGAGGAGGUAACACUAGAUUCUUCCUAAGACAGUUUCUUCCCCCUUCACCGCUUCUCGAGGUCUUCACAGCUUCUUACACUGGUUCUUUUCACUACUAAGGCUACUGGAUAAUUUCUAAUCGGGUUUCAACGCUUUUUUUUUCGCGGCUUCAUUUGCUUCCUACUUUCUUCUUUAUUUAUUUUUCUUUAAGUUCUUCUGAUCUUCUUCGCGUUCUUUGCUCAUCCUUCGAUUUUCCUUCAGUUGUUUUCGGGUUCUUGUGGUCCUUUCUUGGGUUUUAUUUUAUGCUCUAAUAGCCCUUGAUUUCUAUUCGUAUUCUAUUGCCCUUCUUGAUUUAGCCCUUGGGGUUUCUUUCUUCAUAUUCUGAUGAUCUUUGCUGAGUUUUUUCCUCUAGUGCUCCAACGUUCUUUUUUAUCACUUCCUUCUCCCUUCUAUGAGUUCUGUUUUAUUCCUACUGUCCUUUCUCGAGUUCUAAACGCUAAUAAUUAUUUUUCUUCAGUUAUCUUCUUUUCUUCCAGAGUUCUUUGCGUACCACCUACGACCCAUGAGAGUUAUUUUCAGGUUUAUAAGUUAUUUUGAGUUUUUUUUAGUUCUGUUCAACCCCCUACACCCCUAAAGGAGUUCUUUUCAGGUUUCUAAGUCCUACAUGAGUUCUUUUCAGCUUCCUACACUCCAUGAGAGUUCUUUUCAGGUUUAACGGUUCUUUUGAGUUCUUUUCAGGCCCCUUAAACCCCUAAGAGAGUUCUACCCAGGUUCCUAGGCCCCUUGGUUCACCCCGUGACUCCCUGAACCACCUGUAACAAGUAAUGAGGCCCUCACGACGGUAUGACGUCACCCAUAUGGAUGCGUUCGAGCACGAUUGAAGGCGUAUCAGCCUCCGUCGGACUAUCGCGUAACAUGAAUAAAAAUUUAAAUAACGUCUGUAUUGGGGUGUCCAGGCGCUCUACUUAAGAAUAUAAGAUUGGAGGAAACUGCAGCGGGCCUAUUGACCCAUACUGGGCAGUCCCGUAUGCACCCAACCCCUAUCGCUCAUAUAUCCAUCCAACCUACAUUUGAAGCAACCCAGCAACAACUAGUAGAGUACAACAGCGAUUGAAACCACAACAACCGUAAAGAAACAACCAUUGGAACUACUGUAACCACAACUACCAGUACCGGAAUAACGUUUAUUGAAACAAUAACCAUUCGAACUGAUACAACAACUAUCAUAACAAUCAUCACUCUAACUACAAUUAAUACAACACACAACCAUAACUAGAACCACUGUAACUAUACACCACAAAAACAACAACCGCUACAACAAUCCAACUAUCAAAACAAUAUCUAGUACCAUAACUACAACAAAAACAACAUCAACAUCUUUCACUAGAACUACAACGACCAUAACAACCAUUAGUAAAUCUACUACAACUACCAUGACUACAAUCAAUACUACAAUUACGACAACUACCAUAAUAACUACAACAACCAUCACUAGAACCACUAUAACUCCCACAACACAACCAUUAAUAGAGUUAGUACAGCUA
Molecule: messenger RNA, 3289 nt
Organism: Homarus americanus (American lobster)
Lineage: Eukaryota; Metazoa; Arthropoda; Malacostraca; Decapoda; Nephropidae
Product: keratin-associated protein 5-3-like
Exons: 7
Coding region: 138-1007 (289 amino acids)
Source: RefSeq, a predicted model, not a curated record